Messenger RNA from Salvia miltiorrhiza (redroot sage), 873 nucleotides. Its product is annotated as late embryogenesis abundant protein At1g64065-like. Bases 141 to 815 code for a protein of 224 amino acids. The record is from RefSeq and is a predicted model, not a curated record. The transcript is spliced from 2 exons. NCBI's taxonomy places the organism in Eukaryota, Viridiplantae, Streptophyta, Magnoliopsida, Lamiales, Lamiaceae. Gene Ontology annotation, cellular component: plasma membrane.
AUAAAAUUAAAUUAACACCCAAAACACGACCAGGUGACAUUACAUUGCAAAGAAAAAACAAAACAAAACUCCAAUAAUAUAAAUUAAGAAUCUACAUAAAAAAGCAAACUUGGCAACCAAAUUUAAUUACUUGAUCAGCCAUGGCCGAGAGAAGAGAACAAGAGAAGCCCCUCGCCCCGGCCACCCCCGCAAUCGUCUUCGUCGAAAAGCUCACCCCCUUCCCGGCGGCAGAGUUCAUAUCGCGCCGCCGCAAGCGAUGCCUCAAGUGCUGCGGCUGCUCCGCCGCGCUGCUCCUAAUCAUCGCCGUCACAACACUCGCGCUCAUGCUCACAGUCUUCCACGUGAAGGAUCCAGCGAUCAAGCUGAACUCGGUGAACAUCCACGGCUUCGAUAAACUAUCCAACAACACCAACGCCCUCGCCGGCUUCAACCUCACGUUGGUGGCCGGCAUCUCCAUCAAGAAUCCUAAUGCGGCGUCGUUCAAGUUCGACGAGGCGACGGCGGGCGUGCACUACGGCGGCGCGCUCGUCGGAGAAGCUAGGGCGCCGGCGGGGGAGGCGGGGCCGCGGCGGAAGCGUAGGAUGGAUGUUGUGGUGGAUAUUAUGGUGGAUCGAUUGGUAGGAGUGUCGAGAUUUGAGAGUGAUUAUGCAGCUGGAAUUUUGCCGCUUAGUGCUUUUGCGAGAGUUAAAGGGGUGGUGAAGAUCACAGAGGUUAUCAAGAGGAGUUUUGUGGUGAAGAUCAAUUGCAGUUUUAGUGUCGAUUUCAGAAGCCAGGUUAUUCGAGAUAGGAGUUGCAUGAGAGAUCUUUCUUUGUGAUUUGUAUUUUUUUUUUUUUUAUAUUAACAAUAUUAAAUAAAAAAAUUUAAAGGUCGCA